AUGAUGAUGAUGAGGAUGGUGAUGAAAAUGGCACUGUGGCUUCUUUGUCUUGGCCUUGCUGUGACCUACACUGCUGUUGCUGCUGCUGGACCAGGAAGCUGUGUGGGCCGUUGUGGCGAGGCUUUCACCAGAGGCCAGCAGUGUACCUGUGACUUCGGCUGCCUGCAACACAAUGAGUGCUGCCCAGACUUCCACGCUACUUGCACCGCUGCUCAGUCCUGUCAGGGUCGCUGUGGUGAAGCAUUUAGGCGCGGUCUGCUGUGUGAGUGUGAUCCACAGUGCAUCAAGUACAACACCUGUUGUCCUGACUACCAGCUACACUGCGAUGCCAGUGUGUCAGUUUCACACACCAGGACUUUCCAGCCUCUGAGGGCUGCAGCUUCAGGAAAACGGAAGCUAGGGAGGAGCUGGAAAAAAUCCAACAGUGAGAGUGAGGAAUGGUACACAGGUGUGGGUAACAUCCCUGUUGGUCGACUGCCGGUGUCCAUCCCCUCCACUCAUAGUGAAGUUCGAGCUUCACCAGCACCUGGCUCCUCUCUGCCCCGCUACAGUGCUCCAUCCCUGGACGGCAGUGCUCUUGUCAGUGCUGGUGAUGGAGCUGUUAAUGGCAAUGUCCACCUGCUGCUGUCGCCUGAAGGAGUGGCUCCAUCUGGGCCAAGUCAAGUAGUUCCAGCAGCAGCUCUCAGUGGCCCAGCUGGCUCCAGGCCCAGACCCAGCACCCUGCAGGAUAUAGCCCAGGCCUUGGGUCUCCCUGUGGUGGAAGGAGGAUCUGAGAGACCAGGGACAGGACUCCUUGCUGAUGUCAACCUAUGCAGUGAUUCUCCCAUUAAUGGACUGACAGCUCUCAGCAAUGGGACCAUACUGAUAUUUAAAGGUGAGCUGUUCUGGGCAGUGGACCCUGUCAGUCACUUAGUUGGUCGUCCACAGAGCAUCACAGACACUCUGGGUGUCCCGUCUCCCAUCGAUACUGUCUUCACACGCUGCAACUGCCACGGACACACCUACAUCAUCAAGGGAGACCAGUACUGGCGUCUAGAUGGGAACAUGGUGAUGGAGCCGGGCUACCCCAAACCUCUGGCCGCUGAGUUCCCAGGUCUGACAGGAAGCAUCAGCGCUGCACUGGCAGUACCAGCAACCACAAGUAGACCAGAGACUGUAUACUUCUUUAAGCCUGGAGACAUCAUGCAGACGUUCACCUUCCCACCAGGCAGCACUCCCUCCUGCAGCAUUAAACCAAGGAGCUCCUUGAACAGACGGCAGGCUGUUCUACUAAGUGGAGAGAUCAACAUCAAACUGUCUCUGAAGGGAUUCCCCACACCCGUCACCUCAGCUCUGUCCAUGCCCAGCCCUCUGAGGAGUGACCCAUAUGAGCACUACAUCUUCUCCGGACCUCUCUUCUUCAGCAUCCAGAUUUUAGGUGACCUGCCAGCACUGGCCAAACCUGACCCCUUGGCAGUCCUCGCACCCAUGCCCAUCCUCAGCCCUGCUGUCAUGGCUACCAACUCUGCCAACACGGCUGCUCAAAAUGCUAACCCUCCCCUUCCAGCCAACUCCAUCAGAGUCUGGCUGCGCUGUCCCUAG
Messenger RNA from Epinephelus moara (kelp grouper), 1581 nucleotides. It is a transcript of the gene prg4a, whose product is annotated as proteoglycan 4a. Lineage: Eukaryota; Metazoa; Chordata; Actinopteri; Perciformes; Serranidae. The transcript has 13 exons. The coding region runs from base 1 to 1581 and encodes 526 amino acids. The record is from RefSeq and is a predicted model, not a curated record.